AUGAUCCAUCUCGAUCGCGAUCCCAUCCAAGAUUCAAUCACGAUCGAAAGGCACAAUCCCGAUCUAGCGGCGCAAUGCAAGCAGCAAUCCCUCUCAGUAAUUCCUUCUUUGCCCUUCCCUGCACCCUUCGUCCUUUUUGCAUCCGACCUUCCUUUUCCCGCAGUCGCACGCGCGCGCGGCGCUCAACCUCCCGUCCGUUUAUCGCGAGCUCGGCACCAGGCACACCCGCACCCCGGCCCCCGCUCUAACCGGAGCCGUGGCGACGAAGCAAACGCCCCAAAUAUACCUGAAACAACCCAACCUCGUAAACCUGUGCUGUUCCUACUCCCAACCCCCCUUCUCCCCACAAGGCCCCCCCUCCCCAAAGCCACUAUCAUCUCAUGUAAGAUAAGCCCGUCCCCGAAGGACGCACAAUUGCGCAACCAAACACGUAGCCCCAAAGGUGUAAAGUAA
Molecule: messenger RNA, 453 nt
Organism: Bipolaris zeicola 26-R-13
Lineage: Eukaryota; Fungi; Ascomycota; Dothideomycetes; Pleosporales; Pleosporaceae
Exons: 2
Coding region: 1-453 (150 amino acids)
Source: RefSeq, a predicted model, not a curated record